UAAAAUGGCAAAAUGGUUCACACGCGCUCUUCUCUUUAUAGGCAUAAUAACGGUUUGGCUUACUUCUGACACUUGUCUAAGCUAUGCGCAUCAAGAUAAACUAGAGAAGCAUUACCUGCACUACAUGUUUACAGUCCUGACCAAAGCAGAUCUAUUCCCAGAGUUCACUGUUGUGGGUGUUGUUGAUGACAGACUGAUCUCAGACUACAGUAUUGAAGUUCCAGAUUGGACAAGACUAAUUCUGAUGGAGGAUUAUGGGGUUAUGACUCUUGUACAAUCAUGUGACUCUGCAGACUGGUUUAUGGAUCAGGUACACAUUCUGUCAAACUGCACAAAUUGUUCUGAGCUCCAUACAUUGCAGAGAAUAGUUGGUUGUGAAGUGGAGAAGUUUCCUAAUGGAACAGUGAAGAGUCUGAAUGUCUUUGAUGAAUAUGGAUUUGAUGGAGAGGAUCUUAUUGCCUUUGAAAAUGACACAAUGCAGUGGAUUGUUAAAAGUCCCAAAGCCAAAGAAAUGAAAAAGAAAUGGGACCUUCAGAUAGGACGAAACCAGUUCAUCAAGGAUUAUUUUGGGAAAUGCAUGGACUGGAUCUUAACAUUUAACAACACAUAUAACAAUUCACCAGAGGUUUACAUCUCUGCAAGGAGAGAUCCUGAUGAUCACACAAAGCUGAAUCUGAGCUGUCUGGCCACUGGUUUCUAUCCCAGAGAUAUUGAGAUGAACAUCAGAUUGAAGGAAUCUGUUCUUGACAACCAAACAUCUUCUGAAAUCAGACCAAAUGCUAAUGAAACAUUUCAGAUGAGAACCAGUGUGAAGAUCGACAAAAACUCUGAAGGAUCUUAUGACUGUUUUAUCAUUCACAGCAGUCUGACAGAACCAGCUUCAGUAGAAUGGGAUGGAAAAUGCUCUACAUUUGAGACAGACUCUGAUCAGACCUUAAUAAUAAUACUUUCGGUUUCAGUUGUAGCUGUAGUUUUUGUCAUGAUCUGUUCUGUUGUGAUUUUUUACCAGUGCAAGAACGAAUCCAAUGAAUCUUUCCCUCCUCUGCGGAGAAGUCGUCAUCCCGAUUAUGGUUCAGUGAAGGAGCAGAUAUCGAUGAGGACUGCUGCGAGUGCUGGUUCUUCUGAAGAAGAGCUCACUGUUGAUGAAUCUGCAAACUAGACUGGAGUGUGACCGAACAGGUGUUUCAUUUCUGUUCAUUCAGAAUGGAAACUGUAUUCUAGUUAUCCAGCUCUGUUCAGAAAAACUGUUUUUGUGGGUUUUUUCUGUCAGCAGGUUGUAAUCUGAGUCAGCUCUGAUCACAGUUCUUGUUUAUGAGGUUGUUUAUGCUCACUCGAAGUAUGACACUGCUUUUCAUA
Molecule: messenger RNA, 1356 nt
Organism: Carassius carassius (crucian carp)
Lineage: Eukaryota; Metazoa; Chordata; Actinopteri; Cypriniformes; Cyprinidae
Product: zinc-alpha-2-glycoprotein-like
Exons: 6
Coding region: 5-1159 (384 amino acids)
Biological process (GO): immune response
Cellular component (GO): external side of plasma membrane
Source: RefSeq, a predicted model, not a curated record